This is a messenger RNA of Spodoptera litura, 2679 nucleotides long. RefSeq names its product SPRY domain-containing SOCS box protein 3-like. The record is from RefSeq and is a predicted model, not a curated record. Gene Ontology annotation, molecular function: protein binding. Gene Ontology annotation, biological process: proteasome-mediated ubiquitin-dependent protein catabolic process. Gene Ontology annotation, cellular component: SCF ubiquitin ligase complex. NCBI's taxonomy places the organism in Eukaryota, Metazoa, Arthropoda, Insecta, Lepidoptera, Noctuidae.
CCGACUGACUGAAACGGAAAUUAUCGAAAUCGAAAAUCGAAACGGAUAGGCAGUAGUAGUCGUUUUAUUAUAUUAAAAUAUUUCAUAAAGUCAUUAAGAUUAAAUCAUCCUUCAAAAUGAAAUUGUAAUAAAAUAUUCAAACCAGUGACUCCAGUUCGUCAAUAGACAAUAACUUUACUUUUGACCACUACCACUACUACAAAGUUAAAAUGCAUUACAUAUAUACCUACAUUUAUUCACAUCACGAAACAGAAUGUGAACCCCAAACUGGUUUAUAGUCGCUGGAAAUUAUCGAUUUUCACAAGAGUACUCUGCACCCCCUGCACCCUUUCAUGCACCGGGCGUCUUCAUUACUCCGCGCACCUCUCUUCCCUCCUGCAUCAGCCCGCCGCCCAACCCCCCCUGCCCUUUAGUGCGCGCCGGUUGCCCGGGGGCCAGCUCAGUUCACUUCUUUAUCCGGUCGAGUGCGGUGUACUGUUGAGAUAUUAAUUAAUUCUUCAUAAUGGCAGAAGGUGAAGCUAAGGAAAAAACCCCUUACAUUAACGAGACCCUGCCCGAACGAUAUUGUGAGUGUUGGGAAAGUGAGGACGAGGACGAACCGGGCGAUCCUGACUGUGGGUGUGGUGAAGAGCGUGAAAUUGUUGACUGGCGCUGGAAGUUGCCGCGGAAAUCCCCCAGGUGGGCUGACUUAUUCGAGGACGGAAAACUCGUCGUGUUCCAUCCCCUUUUCAGUUCUGGAUCUGCUACUGUCAGGGGAAAUUUAGUUUUAAAACGGAACUACAAUUAUUACUGGGAGGUGAAGAUGAUGACCCAUCCUUACGGCACAGAUGUAAUGGUUGGUGUUGGCACCCGAAACAUUCCAGAAACUGUACGGGACUACACCUCCUGUAUUGGUAAUAGCCACGACUCUUAUGGCUUAUCAUACACCGGAGCCAUAUGCCAAAACAAAGAAGUUGUUGAUGAUUGCCCUGGAUUCUGCAAGGGCACCAUCAUUGGUGUGAUGGUGGACAUGUUUCGAGGUACACUUGAAUUUUACCUCAACCGUGAACCUCAAGGAGUCACCUUUACAGACCUACUACGCCACAAGACACUGUACCCAGUGGUGAGCUCAACAGCUGCAUUGUCAGCUCUUAGACUGACAUAUGCUUCAUCUUGGGAGUCCUCCCUGAUGGUCAAUUCUGCAAGGAUGCUUGCUGCUUCUGAGUCAGGAUUGAAGUUUUUAGAAAACAUGCCACCAGGUCUCGUCUCAACAAUGGAUGAGCACUUCUGGCUUGUUAUGCUGAGUGCCGGCAGAGUGGAGCCCCGCCCAAUCCGAAAACGGGUCAGAGAGUGUAGAAGAUUCUAGGAUCCGCCCCCCGGCGGCGUUAUUCCGGUUAUACCGAUAACGCCAGCCGUGAUUGGGGAAAAAUUGAAGCUAAUCCAUGAUAAUAACAAAACUGGUAUAAGUGCCAUUAUGUAUGAAAAUGUCGUGUUACACGAAGUGCUGGGGCUAGGAAACUUGUUUCCUGAAUGAAGAAUCACAGUGGUGGCUGGGGCAGUGUUGUGUUGUGAUCUUCAGUGAUAGCCAAUCGGAAAGGAAAGACUGUAGUAGUUUUUAAAUAUUGACUGUCUAUUUAUUAAAUUUACCUUGAUGAUGAAAGCAGUAGUAGUUCAAUGGUUUAAAUGAAUACAUUGGACCAUUGCACUACUGGCGCUGACCUCUCCAUUUACACAUUUUUUGGAUUGGGGAGGGUGUGAGGACUGCUAGUUGUGUGCAAGUUAUGUAGUUAUACUUCCUUCCAAUGGAAUUAAUGUAACAUCUCUGCAUUCAGCUAGUAGUCUCGAUAUUUUAAAACUAUUGGUGUCUAUAUUAAUACUUAUAGUAAUUAAUCUUCAUAUACUGGUUUUAUCCAAUAUAUCAAUCAGAACUAUGUAAUUAUAUUAACCAUACCACUAUAAUAAAUCUGGUCUGUACAACUUGUUGGUGAGUUGAAUUGGAAUCUCAGUACUUAAUGGAAUUUCUUAAUGAAAUAUGUACUCUUAUUGCUACUGUAUGUACUUAAACAAGUAAUAAUUAUGAGGAAAUUUUAAUCAAGAACAUUUGGUGAGGUGAUAUACUUAUGAUUGAGAAUGCUAAAGCUAAUGAUUGUACUCAUCAUAUGCUUAUUGGUAACUUCUAGUUUUCAAAUAAUUCAAUACAAAUAAUCAAUGUCUAAUUUAAUGUUAUUGCUAAUAAGGCUAAUUAUAUAUUGGAUUUUAGUGUAAGAUUCAACUAAUUUUUGCAAUAUAUGUUACCAUUAGGAGACAUUUGGAUUAAUAUUGUAUUAAAAUAAAACAAGUCAAAGUUUGCCCGGGCAGAGGAAAUGCUGGAAUUUUAUGAUAAUAUAUUAUUCAAUUAAUAUUAUGACCUACAUGUAGCCAUUAGGGUAUCAUAAUUCCUUUUUCUUGGUACAGAGAAGUGUAUAGACAUUUUCUCAAUGUAUUAAUCAAUUGUUGUGUAAGCUGCCAUUAGGGUAUGCAGUCAUAUAUUCAUAGUUGUAGUUCUGAUAAUUAUUAUGGAAUGAUUUGAAAGGUAUGAUGGCCCAGGAUUCUGUUCCCACUUCCCUUGGGUGGUGAACCAGUAGGUUUGAGAUGGUCACUUCAUCUUGUAUGAAGAUUGUAAGAUGCUGGUUUUUGAAAUAAAUAUUACAUUUUAAGUGG